AUGUCACGAUUCAAACCUACUCGUGCGUCGUCUCCCGCCAAAGCCGCCAGCGUGCCUGCCAUUGCACACGAAAUACUCGAUGAGUCGCGUUCGACGACUGCAACCAUUCCCGAACUCGCUGGCCUUUCACCCGAGGAGGUCGACUUCAUUGAUGCUGUUAUUCAACGUGCACCACCCACGUCGACCACAUUCUUGUCGGCGUUCAAAGCAUACAACGACGUCCUGCACGAACGCGGGCUCGAUCCUCAGAACGAGGUCGUGUACUAUGGGAAACUCUUGAAGCUUGGCCUUCUGAAAGGCAAGAACUGGGGCGACAAAUGGGACUCGACUAAGCGGCAGUACGGCUAUGUUCCUGGCACAGCUAGCGGUGGCCAGCGGACAACGCGAGUCGCGCGAGGUAGUCCUGCUCCCCAUAGGCUUACGACACGACUGACGAGGGGUCCCGUCAAGACUGAUCCCGAGGACACACUCACUCUUCAUUCGCACCUGAACGAUACGGAGGCACCACCGACAGAACCAGAGACUACCGAGAAUAACACCGCUAUUCCACAAUACCAUGACACACCGCGCCCUGCUCGUCGACCGUUUUCCCCAGCGGUGACAUCCGCUACCAACUCGCUGGGACUUCAUACAGGUCCUCCAUCGCUUUCCUACCCGAAACCAACACCCCAUGUCCCUACUCGACAUGUUCCGUCAUGGAACGAUGCUGAUUCCGAGGUGACUGGCGGCUCCAGCGUCCCACCGUCCACGAUCCCUCCUUCAUACGGUGCCGCGAUGAGGGAUGGCGCCUCCAUGCGUCCUGCUACCCAUGCUCUAUCUCGGCUGGCAGCGAAAGGCCUCCUGAGCAGACCCGCGUCCCCGUCACCUGCAUUCUCCGCAGCGCCCCCAGUCGUGUCUACUGCUACAGAGCGUCGUAAUAGCGCCAUCAAUGAGGAUGAUGCGUGGAAGAAGAUCAAGGAGGCGCAGGACCUCAAGGAUGCGGAUCGUUUUAGAGAAGACAAACUAGUAGAGCGUUGUUGGGAAGUCUGGAAACAGGGAUAUGACUGGAUUAUCACCACCCAUGAGCAGAUCGCUCAGGCUCGCGACACCCUCAUACUACGCUUAGCGCUGCAGCGUUGGCGACAACGAACCGCUGCACAUCAGGACAUUUUUGUGCGCGUAUGCAUCCUCUCCGAUAAACGACGGCUGAAGGCUGCGAUGGAAAUCUGGAAGGUCAAAGUCAAGGAGAAGAAGCAAGCUGACUGGCGAAACUCAAUGCGAGCAAGGAUGAAAACCGUCCGCGAGCGCCGGGAAACCAAGAUAAUGAAAGAUGCUUGGGCAAAAUGGCGGCAAUCCUACCAGUCGCACCUCUCCACACAACAUUACAACGAGCGCCUCGUCUCGAGGUGUUUGAAGCAAUGGAGAGCGCGACUGGCCCAGUUGGAUCAGCUGGAUGCGGCCGCCGAACAUCUGGAAUAUGUUGUGCAAGAGCGUCAGGCAGAGAGGUGCUGGGAUCUGUGGCGCAGGGCUCUGGAGAUGCGCAGACAAGAGAGGGUCAUGGCAGAGCGUGUUGAUAUGAGGAUCAUGGGCCAAGCAAUAGACGUAUGGAGAAAACGCCUACACCAGGAUCGUGUGGCCGAUGAAUUCUACGAUGUAGUAGUUGUGAAGCGGGUCUUCGGGGCUUGGAAAGCCGCCCGCGAUCGAAUACGUGCGCUCGAGACUCGCGCAGUGAAGCAUGUAGCUCGUCAAGAUGACCUCUUGAUACGAGCCGUCCUGAGGGUUUGGAAGGCGCAUGAACGAGGAAGGCUCCUCGAUCGUGUCAGAAACUCACGGUUACUCAAGCAAGCUUGGGCUGUCUGGAAGGCACGUAUCCAGAAACAAAGACAGCUGGAGGACCUCGCGAUGGCCUUUUACACGCGGUCGACAUCAACCGUUGCGUCAUCCGCUCUCCAGAAAUGGCGUGCAGUGCAUAGUACCCAUCGCAACGCAACAACCUUCGCCGUUCACUACCAUUCUGCGCAGCUGCAAUACAAAGCGCUCUUGACUUGGCGACUUCAGCUUCGGGCCAAGCUGAAGAUGAUCAAGCAGGCUCGCAUAGCUCAGAAGUUCUUCCUACAGAGGAGAUACUUCAAGCUUUGGUACAUGCGCGUCAAGCAGCAGCGGCUGGAGAGGAGACGCAAGGAGUUCGAGAUGCGCGUGGCUCAGCGAUAUCUCAUUGACUGGCUUAUGGUAGCACAGAAACAGCGACAGCGCAAGGUGGCCGAGGAGAUUAUUCGACAACGUCUUGACAUGCGUAUUAUGUCGGCCGCCCUGUCACAUUGGCUCAACCGCGUCGUCGACAUUAAAGACCGUGAGCUCGAAGUAACGCAGAUGCGCGACAGAAGAGUACAGAGCACGUCCUUCAAGAAAUGGAAGGCGUUGUGUAUACGGCAUGUCGAGGAGCUCAGUCUCAUGGAGAGCUACCAGGACGUCAAACGGGAAGAGAACAUGCGGCGGAUGUUCUACCGCUGGCUUGCGGCAGCCAGGAAGGCGCGCCACAGGCGGAUGUACCUACAGCAGAAAGAGGACGAGCUGAAGUCCACUGUUCUCGCGGCCACAUGGGACAAGUGGAGGGAACGCUUCCUCGAUAUCAGACUGCAGCCGGUGGCGGAUGAUUUCCUUGUACAGAGACAGAAACACCUCAUGUUCCGUGCCUUUGGUAUCUGGCACUCUAAGACAAGGUCUCUGCCCGCAGUGCGCUUCGAUGCGUAUCAUACGAAGCUCAAAGCAUGGAAAACAUGGCGUGACGCUAUGCCGAACGCCUUGCAAGCCCGGAAGGCCCGAGAGGUCGAUCGGCGUGCCGUACUCAUCAAGGUAUUUGAGAAGUGGCACAAGGCCUAUAAGACGAAGAUCGAGCUCAAGGCUGUUGCCCGCGCGCGUUACCUCCAUCUUCCGAUCGCAACCGCCCGGAAAGUCAUCGAGCGUCCUCGCACCACCGGCUAUCCCACCCGUAUGCGUUCUACGAGUCCUACGCUGGUACCGUCCGUCACACCAGCGGAUGCACCCAUUGCGCCCGCAAGACCGUUCGCCAUCAGACCUGGUAUUGCCAGCCUGCUCUCCGCCCGGACGAAGUCUCCCGAGCGACCAGGGAGACGUGACAAGCCCGUUCCUGGAUCUGCACGUCCGAAGCUGUCGACUCGCGCCAGUACGACGCGCGCGACGAGCCCCGCCCACUCGCAGGCGUCGUCGUAUGCGUUCGGGAAGGAGGCUGACCUGCCGAAGUCGCGCGCACGCGGGGGGUCGACUGCGUCGGGCGGUGACAUGGGGAGGAGCAGUCUCUGGCACGAACUGCGCGAUAUGCAGCUACGCUCGCGACCAUUCUCAGACAGGGCUCGAUCCAUUGAGCCGCCAUGA
Molecule: messenger RNA, 3372 nt
Organism: Fomitopsis serialis
Lineage: Eukaryota; Fungi; Basidiomycota; Agaricomycetes; Polyporales; Fomitopsidaceae
Product: Sfi1 spindle body protein-domain-containing protein
Exons: 13
Coding region: 1-3372 (1123 amino acids)
Source: RefSeq, a predicted model, not a curated record